Messenger RNA from Gracilinanus agilis (Agile Gracile Mouse Opossum), 1647 nucleotides. RefSeq names its product large 60S subunit nuclear export GTPase 1 (gene LSG1). Gene Ontology annotation, cellular component: cytosol. Gene Ontology annotation, biological process: ribosomal subunit export from nucleus. The coding region runs from base 1 to 1647 and encodes 548 amino acids. Gene Ontology annotation, molecular function: GTPase activity; GTP binding. NCBI's taxonomy places the organism in Eukaryota, Metazoa, Chordata, Mammalia, Didelphimorphia, Didelphidae. The record is from RefSeq and is a predicted model, not a curated record. The transcript is spliced from 12 exons.
AUGGGGCGGAAGCGAGCGCCGGGCAGCGGCGGGGACGGGGGCGGCCUGGGCCGGUCCCUCAUCAAGGAGCGGAACCUGCAAAACCGGAGCCAGCGGCGGCGAGACACGUGGCUGCACACGAGGGACAUGGACGAUGAGCUCUGGGCCCGUGCAGCCCCCCGCUCCGUGACCGAGCCCACGGCCCUCGAGGACUUCCUGGCCACUGCCCAGCUGGCUGGCACUGAGUUUGUGGCGGAGAAGCUCAACGUCCACUUCGUACCCCCUGAGGCUAGGACUGGCCUCUUGUCCCUUGAGGAGAAACAGAGGCUGAGGGAGCGCCAUGAGGAACAUCGCGGGGCUCUGCGGGUGCCCAGGAGGCCCCCAUGGGACCAGAGCACUAGUGCUGAGACCCUGCAGCAGUUGGAGAGAGAGAAGUUCCUGGAGUGGAGGCGGGGGCUGGUGCGGCUAGAAGAGGAGCAGAACCUGAUCCUGACCCCCUUUGAGCGGAACCUGGACUUCUGGCGCCAGCUCUGGAGGGUCAUCGAGCGGAGUGACGUCGUCGUUCAGAUAGUGGACGCCCGCAACCCCCUGCUCUUCCGCUGCGAGGACCUGGAGCGUUACGUGAAAGAGAUCGACCAAGACAAGGAAAACGUGAUUCUGAUCAACAAGGCCGACCUGCUGACGGCCGGCCAGAGGGCCGCCUGGGCCGCCUUCUUCGAGCGGGAAGCCGUGAAAGUGAUCUUCUGGUCGGCCCUGGCCGAGGGCGAGCGGCUCCACGGCACGGCGGAGGACGGAGGUUCUGAGAGCGAGGAGGAGGAAGAGGAGGAGGAGGAGGAGGGAGAUGGCCAGAGCAGGGGCCGCGGGGCUGGUCAGCGGCCAGAGGGUCAGGACCCGGACGAGGAUGACUACAACUGGCUGAGUGAGGAGGGGGACAGCGAGUACGAGGACUGCCUGGAGGAGGAGGACGCCUGGCAGACGUGCUCUGAGGACGAUGGUGGUAGUGGACGUGAGGAGGAGUGCUCGAACCCGGACCCCCUGGGAGACGGGGCUGGGGGCCACCCGGUGCGCAAUGACAGCCACUUGGUGGGAAGGCAGGAGCUGCUGGACCUCUUCAGAGAGAUGCAUUCUGGGAAGAAGGUCAAGGAGGGGCAGCUCACUGUGGGGCUGGUGGGUUACCCCAACGUGGGAAAGAGCUCGACGAUCAACACCAUCUUUGGGAACAAGAAGGUGUCCGUGUCGGCCACCCCCGGCCACACCAAGCACUUCCAGACCCUCUACGUGGAGCCCGACCUGUGCCUGUGCGACUGCCCCGGCCUGGUGAUGCCCUCCUUCGUCUCCACCAAGGCCGACAUGGUCUGCUCCGGGAUCCUCCCCAUCGACCAGAUGAGGGACCACGUCCCGCCCGUCUCCCUCGUGUGCCAGCACAUCCCCCGCCACGUCCUGGAGGCCACGUACGGGAUCCGGCUGAUCCGGCCCCGCGAGGACGAGGACCCGGCCCGGCCGCCCACCUCGGAGGAGCUGCUGAGCGCCUACGGCAGAUUCACCCUCUUGGUCCAUGCUGGCCCUCAAUCUCGCGUCGGAGCUUUGGCGAGCCUCCUAGAAGGAAGGCCUGAAGUCCGAGACCUGACCGAUGGGGCCGUCCAGAUUCUUUGCCUCCGAGUUCUGUAG